GGUAAUUCUUGGAUAUGGCAUUGGCUAUUGAGCUUGCUCUCUAUUGCACGCGGACCUCCGGAAAAAGACUCCAAUGCUCCUCUCGCGCUUUUCCCGUCACCAAUGUGAGUGCCUCUCGCAAAGCUCGAGUAGCAUUUUGCUUCCAAGAAGCGAAUUUGAGCCUUCUUACUGAAAGUCGGGAGGAAUCUCCGCCCACGGAAAGCAUACAAGAGCUGAGCGAUUUGCAGCUUCUCUGGAGAGCAGUGAAGCUCCCCAUCUAUUCAGUCGCGUUGAUACCUCUCUCGGUAGGCUCGGCUACUGCAUUUCUCGAGAGUGGAGCGUUUGAUGGUGGACAAUAUUCGUUGUUACUCGUAUCGUCAGUGCUCGUCAUCACGUGGUUGAAUCUAAGCAAUGAUGCAUUCGAUGCCGAUACUGGUGUGGACAAAAACAAGAAAGAAUCAGUUGUGAACAUCACUGGAAGCCAGCGAGGAGUAUUAUUAGCGUCGUUCGCUUGCCUCGCGUUUGGUUGUGCGGGACUUCUGAGAGCAGCCUUGGUCGCAUCCGAUAUAAGAGUAGCGUCUCUCCUUGCUGCAGCAAUCUCUUGCGGAUACAUCUAUCAGUGUCCUCCCUUUCGACUGAGUUACAAGGGACUGGGCGAGCCUCUCUGCUUUCUUGCUUUCGGGCCAUUUGCAACGACUGCAUUUUACCUCAGCCAGUCACACAAAGCGAUUCUUCCUUUAACACCCACACUGUGGGGUGCUUCCGCACUGGUGGGCAUCACAACCACGCUCAUUCUCUUGUGCAGCCACUUCCAUCAGGUACAUUGCAAAUAUUCGUCACCCGUGUUAUUCAUCCAAGCACAGAUCGAAGAUGACAAAGCUGUUGGCAAGAUCUCUCCACUGGUGAGGCUUGGCACGGAGAAUGGGUCGAAAGUUGUGACUUUCCUAGUCACUGGGCUGUAUACAGGGCUUUGUGCUCUAGCGGCUCUCAAAGCAUUGCCUCUGCCGUGUGCGGCUUUGUGCCUGCUCACACUCCCGGUUGGAAAAAUGGUUGUGGAUUUUGUCUCGUCAAAUCAUCACGACAAGAAAAAAAUAUUCCUUGCCAAAUACUUUUGUGUUAGGCUUCAUAUUGCUUUCGGCAGUGCUCUAGUUCUGGGGAUGCUCUUACGAGCAUGGAGAUAGACUUGGUACCUUUUUUUCUCUUGAUUCUAUGUAAGUUUUUACUCACUUUUCGACUAAUGUUUUUGUGAUGCCAAGUACCAUGUAAGAACUGGGGCCUGAUCGAAGCUUCAAAUUUGGGUGGAUCAUAUAUCGCUUGAGCUUUGCAUCUCCAAGCGCGGAAAAAGAAAGCAUAUGCAAUGCCUUAACUCACGACCUCUCGCUUACAGCACUACCAGUAUGCUAUGAAAGGCUUAAGCAAGAAGACUGAUGAUAUGGUUUGUUGCAAAGCUAAGACAACAAAGAAAUUCACAAUAAACCUUUUAUCUGCACUGUA
Molecule: messenger RNA, 1473 nt
Organism: Selaginella moellendorffii
Lineage: Eukaryota; Viridiplantae; Streptophyta; Lycopodiopsida; Selaginellales; Selaginellaceae
Product: 2-carboxy-1,4-naphthoquinone phytyltransferase, chloroplastic
Exons: 8
Coding region: 15-1160 (381 amino acids)
Biological process (GO): phylloquinone biosynthetic process
Cellular component (GO): membrane
Molecular function (GO): prenyltransferase activity
Source: RefSeq, a predicted model, not a curated record